This is a messenger RNA of Sphenostylis stenocarpa, 2139 nucleotides long. NCBI's taxonomy places the organism in Eukaryota, Viridiplantae, Streptophyta, Magnoliopsida, Fabales, Fabaceae. The record is from the annotation of a GenBank genome assembly.
AUGGACCCUGUGGAGGUUCUCCCUCCCUGGGUUUCCGAAGACGACCUUCUCCUCAAGAAUGCUGUCGAGGCUGGUGCUUCCUUGGAAUCCCUGGCCAGAGGAGCAGUUCGGUUCUCAAGGCGGUACUCCUUUAGGGAAUUGCAAGAUCGGUGGCUGUCUCUGCUUUACGACGGAGAUGUUUCCACGGAGGCUGCUAUUGCCAUGAGGAAAUUGGAGCUGGCUAAGUCAGCCGCUGUAACCCUUGGCGAAGGAGUUGGUGGUGGGGAGAAGAAGAAAUUUCAAAACAGUGGUGGUGUUGGAGAAAAGAGAAAAUUUCAAAGCAUUCGCGACCGGUACUACACCAUGCAGAAAAAGUUGCGCCGGCACCGGAUUAGCAUCAUGUCUUCCAAGGUAAAGAAUGGGGUGGUGGGGUGUGAGGGAAAAGAGAAUGUGAUGGUUGAUGGUAAUUUAAAAAGUGAUGUUGUGAAUAGUAGUAUAGUUGAUUAUGGGAAUUGUUUGGGGUUAGAGGGGGCAGAGGUAGGACAAUUGAAUGAUUUGGUGAGUGAUGAACCUAUGUGGAAAACUAUUGAGGAUGUUUGUUUGCCUGAUAGCGGUGAGGGUAAAAGUGAUGGUUCUGAAGGGAGAUUGGAUUUGAAAGAGGAGUGUUUGAAUGAUGGAUUGAAAUUAAAUGUCCCUGAUGCUGAAUGUCUCCUGAACUUGACAAAUGAGGAUGAGCUUAUCCUAACGGAUGUAGAUGGAAAGGAGGAGGUAAGGGCUGUGGAUAAAGAUAAUAAGGACAAGGAUAAGUCAUGUCACAAUAAUGUUGAUUCAAUUCUGUUUAGUUCUCCUGGUGAUGUUAGUGAAUUGCAGAAGUUGGAUGUGGAAGCAAAACUUGCUGUGCCUAGUGGAUGUGCUUCUGAUGGGCUGGGGGUUGCUGCUAAUCAAUUCGUUGGCAGUUCUGGUGAUCAGCAUUUUGUUUCUGAUUCUGGAAACAAUGAUGCACUGUCAGCUGCAGCACAAAGUCCUCACCCUGAACACAAUGAGGGAUUUAUGAUCUGUGUAUUGAAUACCGAGGACCCUGAUAUCCCAUGCAAUCUUAACACGGAUGUAUCCAUUGUAGUUUCUGAAUUGGAAGCUCUGAAAUCCCAACCAAUUGUUAAAGAGGUGGGUUAUUCAGAAUCUGCUAUUGGUAUUCAAAGAAGAAAUGAACCAGAUGGAAGCCUGAAGAAAGAAGCCGUCCUUUCUCAGCCUUAUUCUGCUUCACAAACAUCUCGACAGGGAUUGAUGCAUAAUGUGAAUUCAAGCUACCGACCUGUUGUUCUUGGACUGAAAUGUGAAAAUCCUGGAAGAAACUCAAUAUCUUCAGUUUCUAGACAGAAUAGAAAUCUCAAUGUCAACUCAAGUCAUGGCAGAUCAGUUCGUGCAACUGUGAUGCCUGCCUUAGAUAGACAUCUAAAACAAGAGGAUAUGGACGGUCCAGCUGUUGCACGUGUUAAGGCCCAGGAGCAUAAAGCUUUGUCAAAAUCAGAAAAAGAAACAAAAUCAUUAUCUCUUGAUCAAGAAGGAGGUAAUAUUGAAGAUGAUGACAACUAUAACAAUUAUGAUGAUGAUUAUAAUGAUGACGAACUUCCUCAAUUUUCUGAUGUUGAGACAAUGAUUCUUGAAAUGGAUUUGUCUCCAAUGGAUCAAGACGCAAAUGCAAGGAGAGAAGUCUUGAGAUAUCAACAUGAAGAAAGUAGGAGGACCAUCAUGAGAUUGGAGCAAGCUGCUCAUUCCUCUAUGGGAAGAGCCAUUAGAUCUCAGGGUGCAUUUGCAGUAGUAUAUGGGCGCAUUCUGAAGGAAUAUAUUAGAAAAAGCAUGGUUAUACUUGGCAGAGCAACAAAUGAUGUACAUGUUGAUAUUGACUUGGGAAAAGAAGGGGAGGAGGCGACUACGAAAAUAUCUAGAAGACAGGCUUUAAUAAAGCUCGAAGUAGAUGGUUCUUUCAUUAUUAAAAAUCUUGGCAAGAGAUCUAUCUUCUUGAAUGGCAAAGAAAUUGCUUCAGGACAAGCGCGGGGUCUUGGUGCUUGUAGUGUGAUCGAGGUAACUGUCUUUCCUUUCUAUUUUGAACAACUUUUACAUAGUAAUACUGCAACUUUGUUCUUUACCUUUGGAACAUAA